AUGGCGCUGGUGAUGGAGCCGGUGAGCAAGUGGAGCACCAGCCAGGUGGUGGACUGGAUGAAAGGUCUGGACGACUGCCUGCAGCAGUACGUGUGUGUGUUUGAGCGCGGGGGGGUGUGUGGGGAGCGGCUGCUGAGGAUCAGCCACGCCGAGCUGGAGGAACUGGGAGUUUCUCGGAUCGGACACCAGGAGCUCAUCCUGGAGGCCGUGGACUUGCUCUGCGCUCUGAACUCCGGUCUGGAGACGGAGAGCGUCAGGACUCUGGCUCACAAACUCGGUGCCUCGGCCAAAAACCUGCAGAACUUCAUCUCCGGUCGCCGCAGAAGCAGCCAAUCAGAGAGCAGGUCCUCGCGGCGGCUGCCCAACGAUCUGCUGACCUCUGUGGUCGACCUCAUCACCGCCGCCAAGAGCCUGCUCGCCUGGCUGGACAGGUCUCCGUUUGCUGCAGUGGCAGACUACUCAGUAACCCGAAAUAAUGUCAUUCAGCUCUGCCUGGAGCUCACCACCAUUGUACAGCAGGACUGUACCGUGUUUGAGACGGAGAACAAAAUCCUUCAUGUGUGUAAGACCCUGUCCGAGGUGUGUGAGCACAUCGUGUGUGUGUCCUCAGAUCCUCUGGUUUCCCAGUCGGCUCAUCUGGAGCUGGUUCACCUCACCAACAUCAAAUCCUCUGACGGACUGGGAAUGUACAUCAAGUCGACCUACGACGGCCUGCACGUGAUCACAGGAACCACUGAAGGGUCUCCAGCCGACCGCUGUAAGAAGAUCCAUGCAGGAGAUGAAGUCAUUCAAGUCAAUCACCAGACUGUGGUGGGCUGGCAGCUGCGUAACCUGGUGGGCUCGCUGAGGUCCGAUAAAGGCGUGGUGUCCCUGACCCUGAAGAAGCGUCCGCAGAGCACGCUGAGCUCCGCCCCCGCGCUGCUGAAGAACAUGCGCUGGAAACCCCUGGCUCUUCAGCCAACCAGAAGUCCAGGCAGCGGCUCCGGCACACCCUCAGGCACGCCCACCAAGACCUCGGCCCUCCACGACCUCUACAUCCCCCCCCCGCCCGCUGAGCCGUACACACCCAGAGACGAGACGGGAGCCUUAUCUGGAGACGAAGCCUCUCGUAACCAUGGCGUCGUCAGCCUCGCUAAACGCUCCGAGUCACCGAACUCCUUCCUGGACCAAGAGUCUCACCGGCAAGAGGAGGAGGAGCCUGUGUACUGCACCACGCCCACAUAUGGCAGACUGAGGCCCAUCUCCAUGCCUGUGGAGUGUAACUGGGUGGGCGACUAUGAAGACCCAGCCAAGCUCAACAGAGAAAGUCGCCGAGAGGCGACACUCAUGCGCUACGUGGGGCUUCCCGCUGCCGACGAGCGGACCGCCUCCGACGACUACUCCUCCCACACGGCUCGUCCGGGCAAACGGACCAAUGACACGACCAAACGAGCCAAGAGGCGGAGCCACCACAGCCAAAGCCCCUCCCACUAUGUCCUGCAGACAAAUCAGAGGGAUUCUCCGCCCAAAGACCCCGCCUCCAUCUAUCAUACAUACCAGCAGUCUACCUCUCUGCAGUCAAAGACCAGGAAGAAGAAUAAAGGACGAGGUUUGACCUCCCUGAGUCGGAGGCGUGUUUCCUGCAAGGCGCUGGGCAGAGGAGACUGCGAGGGCUGGCUGUGGAGGAAGAGAGACGCCAAGGGUUAUUUCUCCCAGAAGUGGAAGAAGUACUGGUUUGUUCUGAAGGACAACUGCCUGUACUGGUACAUCAACGAGGAGGAUGAGAAGGCCGAGGGUUUUGUGAGUCUUCCAGAGUUCAAGAUCGACCGAGCCAGUGAAUGUCGCAAGAAGUAUGCUUUCAAAGCGUGUCACCCCAAGGUCAAGAGUUUCUACUUUGCAGCAGAUGGAGUGGACGACAUGAACAGAUGGCUGAGUCGUCUCAACAUGGCCGCUCUGGGCUACGCUGAGCGUGAGAGGAUGCGUCAGGAGACGGAUUACUGGAGUGAGAGCGAGCAUGAGGAGGACACCACCUCCAGCCCCAAGCAGGACAGCCCCCCACCUCCGUAUGAUACCUACCCACGGCCUCCAUCAAUGACUGCCUACUUGGAAGGCAGAACCACUCGACUCUCUUCCACGGAGACGUCUCGCUCUCGCUCCUCCCAGGAGGACUUCCUGUGUGUCGACCCACCUGCCGUGGCCGCCGAGCCGCAGUACCACCCUGGUCCCCUAGGGGGAGGCACCACGCACAGCGGGAGAAAGCCAGGGGGCAGCAGCAGCAGCGACGUGCAGUACCGAUGUGAUCCUGUAGAGUACCGGUCCAGUCCUGCAGGGGGCAGCAGCGAGACGGGCUCCCCGGGUCGCUCGUCAUCUUCUCAGAGACGUUCCUGGCAAGACCUGAUCGAGACGCCGCUGACCGAGGCCGGACUGCACUACUUACAAACCGGACCGCUAGAGGACGCAGUGUUUGCCGAGCCCGGUCCAGGAGGUGGGAUCAUGACGGUCGGAGCCGUUUACACUCUCCCCGCACAGAGGAAUGUCCCGUUGCCCAUGGCGAUGCAGAGGCUGAUCCCUAUGGCAACCCAGGGAGGGAAACCCCGCAGCUUCACGCUGCCAAGAGACAGCAACCUACACACACUCCUCUCGCCUCCUGCGAAAGAAGUGCAGCAAACGUACAAUGGUGGAAGUGAAGGUGCGUCCCUGGGCGACCUGUUUCGAGCCUGCGAGCAGAGCGGCGUUUGCCCUCUAGGUCGCGGGUCAGAGGCCAAAGGUCAGUCGGAGUUCAGGCAGUCGUUCCUCAGACGGGCGGCCGACCCUCAGCUCAACGACCGCCUGCACCGCCUGCGGAUCCUGACGUCCACGCUGAAGGACAGGGAGGGGGAGCUAGCGUUGAUUGACAGGCUGUUGGCCAAUCCCCAGCUGUCGUCGGCUGAGUUCCAGGAGUGGAAGAGAGCCUAUCAGGAGCUGUUCUCUCAAGAGCCAGACCCCGCCGCCGAAUCAGACCCCGGCCCCCCUCCGCUGACCCCCUCGCUGUCUCACACACACUCCUACAUCGAGACCCAUGUCUGA
Messenger RNA from Limanda limanda (common dab), 3045 nucleotides. RefSeq names its product connector enhancer of kinase suppressor of Ras 2a (gene cnksr2a). Gene Ontology annotation, cellular component: membrane; cytoplasm. Gene Ontology annotation, molecular function: protein binding. The coding region runs from base 1 to 3045 and encodes 1014 amino acids. NCBI's taxonomy places the organism in Eukaryota, Metazoa, Chordata, Actinopteri, Pleuronectiformes, Pleuronectidae. The record is from RefSeq and is a predicted model, not a curated record. Gene Ontology annotation, biological process: regulation of signal transduction. The transcript has 24 exons.